Messenger RNA from Brienomyrus brachyistius, 8879 nucleotides. It is a transcript of the gene prrc2a, whose product is annotated as proline-rich coiled-coil 2A. The record is from RefSeq and is a predicted model, not a curated record. Lineage: Eukaryota; Metazoa; Chordata; Actinopteri; Osteoglossiformes; Mormyridae. Gene Ontology annotation, biological process: cell differentiation.
CUGCUUUGCCGUAGCCAGUAGCCGUUGACGGCUCUUGUAGUGACGUAUCGACCUCUGUCUGUAAUUAUUUUCUUUUUCUUUUUUCAUUUAUUUUGUGGGGAAAAAAGGAAAAGGGAGUACCACCCAGUCGCCCCACGUAUAUCCGUCUCCAUAAACCCCUGUCCGAUUUUAUAUGAAAUUACAUUUUCUUUAUUUUUAUUCGGGCUUUUCGGAUAGCUAGCAAGCUAACGUUAGCUAGCCACAAAACAAAUCGGGAUAGGUGGUUUUAGCUAGCUGGCCAGCGGGAGCUAUAGCUAGCUAGCUAGCUAGUUUGCCAUUUUAUCCAUUUGCGACACAACCUCGAGACAAGUCGGGAUAAGGCCAGUCUCAGGGCUCACCAUACUCAAUGAGCGGACAGCGCAAUGUCAGAGCGCUCUGGGCAAACAGCAAAGGGGAAGGAUGGCAAAACAAAGUAUGCGUCUCUCAACCUGUUUGAUACCUACAAAGGAAAAAGCCUCGAAGCACAGAAGCCUGUUGUCCCCCCCCGCCAUGGCCUCCAGUCUCUUGGUAAAGUUGCCUCUGCGCGGCGCAUGCCCCCCCCAGCCAACCUGCCCAGUCUGAAGGCAGAAAACAAAGGCAACGACCCCAACGUCUCGCUCGUUCCCAAAGACGGCACAGGAUGGGCAAGCAAACAGGAACCUGCAGACCCAAAGAGUACCGAUGCAUUGUCAGCUCCGCAGCAGGAAUCGCAGCCGCCCGUGGCUUCACAGACGCCUGCAUUGACCCGGCCGAAAACCCCGACAGCACCAGAGGCCCCGGCUGCAGCCCUGGGCGCAGGAGCAAGGUCUUGGGCACCGGCCAGUGUUAUACAUGGAGUGCAAGGGGAUGGUGGAAAGGGAUCAAGCCAACCGUCGCCAUUCUCUCGCGAGGAAUUUCCCACCCUGCAGGCGGCUGGAGACCAGGACAGAGCUGGCAGAGAACAGGCCACUGCAGAUCAGUGGUAUGGGCCCGGACCAAGCCUCCGCCCCCAGAAUGUGACAAGUUGGCGGGACGGGGGGGGCCGCGCCCUGAAUGCGGUCCUGCCCGGAGAGGGGGCGGCGGAGGGUGGGCUUGGAGGAGCGUCUGUGAUGGAGGGCGCAGCUGGGGGAGGCCAGCUGCCAUCCCACCAGCAGAAUCCCCCUUCCCACAUGCCCCCUAGAAAUCCCCCGCCCAACAGCCCCGCCCUGCCUCAUUCCCAGCCCGCAGUGGCCCCCCAAUUCCCUGGCUACCGCGGCAUCAUGCCUCCCUUUAUGUACCCUCCGUACCUCCCCUUUCCUGCUCCAUAUGCCCCCCAGGUACCAUACAGAUACCCCCAAUCUGCUGAGGUCCCCAGACUCGCUCGUGCGCAAGGUGGGGUGGGGGCCGAUGGGAGGCCGCCAGGUGGUCCACGGGGAGGGAUGGCGGAGGCAGUGAAGCGCCCUUCCAUCCUGAAGCAGGAUGACUUGAAGGAGUUGGAUGAGUUGGAUCAUGAUGGAGACGAGGGCUGGGCAGGAGCUCAUGAGGAGAUUGAUUACUCAGCUAAGCUGAAAUUCAGUGAUGAUGAAGGUGAUGAAGAAGGCGAAGAAGAGAGGAGUGAGCCCAAUAAUGGUGCCCGGGAAGCAAGAGAGCAGCAGCGUACCCAGGAGGGGCUAGCUGCCACCUCGCGCGCCCGUGGUCCGGACAGCGGAGGAGAGAGCCUCCGUACUCCUCCUUCUGCCCCAGAAGAUGCUUCCCAACCCCCCUCCAGCAAGCCAGGCUGGGCCGAGGAGGGGACGGGCAGCUGGGCCGCUCAGGGCAACAUUACUCUUCACCAGGGGCGGAGGUCUGGAUUGGGUGGGACACGGGAGCAGCCCUCCCCCCCACCGGGGCCACUGCUGGGCCAGAUACCCUACUCCUACUACCGACAGGACCGCCCAUCGCCACAGCAUGGCUCCGCCGCCACCGUCAAUGCCUCCCAGAAGCUGCCCUCCAGUCUGACCCAACAGCAGGGGCAGCAGUCCAACACCCCUCCAGCUGCCGCCUCCCUGGCCCCCCAGCCCCAGGGUGAGGACGAUGACGAGACGUGGCGCCAGCGCCGAAAGCAGUCCUCCUCGGAGAUCUCGGCGGCUGUGGAGCGCGCGCGUAGGCGGCGGGAAGAGGAGGAACGCAGGAUGGAAGAGGAGCGCCGGGCUGCCUGCGCCGAGAAACUGAAGAGGCUCGACGAGAAGCAGCAGCAGAGCGCCAAGCCCAUGGCAGCUACCUCUUCAGGGAGCAGCAGAGAGGGCAGCAGCCCUGGGCCCUCCCUGUCCGCCCCAGCUUCCUCCCCCGUCAUCAGCCAGCCCUCGUCCCCUUGCGUGGACUCUGGCGAACCCCCCCUCUCAGCUUCCCAGGCUGGGGGUGCCACAGGGGCUGGUGGCAACAACAGGCAGAGGGCUGGCAGUAACAGCAGCUAUGAUUCAAACACGGAAUCCCAGCAGUGUCCUCAGCCCCCAGCUCCCCAGACCCUGGAUGCGGUGGUGGCCAACGAUGGAAGGGAUGAGGUCGCUGGUUCCCCCAACUUGCGCAGCGGCUCAGAUAUUAUAAAGGUGGAGGGCAUAGGGACAGUGCCUGGUCGACAGCCGGGCAGCCUCCCGAGCCAGGGCUACUCGAAGUACCAAAAGUCGCUCCCUCCUCGCUUUCAGAGGCAACAGCAGGAGCAACUACUCAAGCAGCAGCAGUGGCAGCAGCAGCAACAGCAGCAGCAUAGUCAAGCAGCCCAAAACCAGCUGCAGCCUCCAGCAGCCCCACAAGGCCCCGCUGGGGGUGCGCCACCGCAGUCCGCCCCCAAACAGCCUCCCUUGUACCCACCCGGGUCAUUGGGACGGCCUCCUCCACUGCCUAUGAACUUUGACCCUCGAUGGAUGAUGAUGUCCUACAUGGACCCAAGGGUGAUGCAGGGCCGCCCUGCACCCAUGGAGUACUACCCUACCAGCAUGCAUCCUUCGGGGCUCUUGGCCCGCGAGCGCUCCGAUUCUGGCGGCUCCAGCUCAGACGCAUUUGAUCGGCAGCAGCCCCACCCAGGACCCCCGCACCCCCACCGUGGAACACCACCUAUGGAUCCGAAGCUGGCCUGGGGACCUGACAUGUUCCCUGGGGGCAGCGAGGCCCGCAGCCUGAGCUCUCCUCUGAGGCAGAAGCAGCAUGAUGAAGAAGAAGCCAGUAAAGGGCUCAGGAGUGAUACACCUCCGGUUCGACUGCGAGAUGGAGGAACGGGUCCCAUUCAACAGCCUAAUGUUGCCCCCAGCUCUCCCUCUGGCUCCUCCAACCAAACCCCACCACCGCCUCUUGGUACCCAGGGAGGGCCCGGAGUGGGAAUGCCAGGUGGAAGCGGGGGCCACCUUCCCCACCAUCACCAGCCCUUUAUGGGGGGCAGGGGUAACUACAGCAGUUUCCCUGACGGUGAAUCUAGAGGGCCUCCCCACCAGCAGCAGAGGGGUAACAGUGGAGGUGCUCUGCAUGACUUCAGCCACCCGGACGAGGGCUCCAGAGCAGUCCAGCAGGGGCAGAUCUGGGGUGCCCCACACCCCCACUAUGACCGUAAUGGUCGUGCUGAUCUCUCCCCCCUGGAAAAUAACCCACAUCUGCACCACCACCAUCCACAUCACCCUCACACUUCCCAUUUGCCCAUUCACCCCCACAAGACAGAGAAUGGCAGGGAACGUGAGAGGGGAGGGGAAUUGAAAAAGAGCGACCCCUCUCCACCUCUUAACCAACCUUGCAUCUCUUCCUCCUGCUCGUCCUCCUCCUCUUCAUCGUCAUCGGCCCGAGAUGACCAUGGCGACAAGCUGUCUUUGCAGCCCAUCCCUCCACAGCAAGACCAUGAUUUGGGGUCAGGAGUCAGCAGAAAGCAGGAGAAGAUUGGCCCCACCCAUCUUCAUUCCACCCACUCCUCUGUUGCCCCUUCCUCCCACCAUCCCCUCCAGCAGCAGCAGCUGCCCCACUCAAAACCAAACCAACGUGGACGCGAGCACAAGACUGAGACUCAGUGGGGGCCACGUCCUGGAAGCAGCAGUAAUGUUUCCUCACACAACAGGAAGUCUAGUGCCCCAGUAGGAAGCAGCAUGGAAGAGGAACUGGCAGGUUCUGUGACAGAAAACAAAGCCCCCACUCAUCCUGGAGGAGGUAACACCAACAAGCGGGCUGGGCCUAUUAAGAGGACCACGAUUCGAGAGAAUAAACGAGAGGGCGGCGAAAGCGAGGGAGGAGAGAAGUCAGCCGGGGGGUCAGGGAAGGACAAAGAACAAGACUGUACCCAACCAUCAGUUAAACAGGAUACAGCCACCAGCUCUCACACACCCUCUGUGCCCUCUAAAGAUGACCCGGCACUGAGCAGCAAACCCAGAAGUGGGGCAAAGGAGAAAGUGACAGGUGUAAGCAAAGGAUCUAAAGAUGGGGACAGCCAGGCUCCGUCUUCGGCCUACUCCGGUCCGUCGUCAAGGCGAGACAGGGAGCGUUCCUAUGAGAGGAGCGGAGGAGGGGGCAGUUCGUACCACCAUGCAGCUCCACCAAAGGGCAACAGAACUGGUCGAGGCCGAGGAGGGGAGUAUUACGGAAGAGGGCGGGGGUACAGAGGCACCUAUUCGGGGAGCGGAACUGGAGGAGGUGGCAAUGGCAGUCGUGGGAGAGCAGGAGGGAGGAGUGGCCGGGAUUACCGAUCCUCAGCCGGUGGCAGUUACCACCAGGCCAAUCCACACGGCUCCAAUACCCAAGAUCCCAGCCUUUACAAGGGGGAUUCAGUGUCUGGGAGCGGAAGGCAGGGGAGCUCACAGCUGAACCCAGGGCGUGCCAGAAACCGCAGUGAGACCAGGAGCGAGGGCUCUGAAUACGAAGAAGUUCCAAAGCGGAGGAGACAGCGGGGCUCCGAGACAGGCAGCGAAAGCGCUGCCAGUGACCUCGCCCAUUCCGACAAAGAGGAGCGGAAGCAGCAGCCAAAAAACGGCAGCGGCAGCACAGUCAACGCUACACCUGCCACUGGAGGGGGCCCUGCCUCUAGCACACAGCCCAGAAUGUCCCAGACUCGCGUCUUCACCCCUAGGGGUGUCCCUUCGAGACGAGGCCGAGGUGGCGGGGGUGGAACGGGAGGGAUCUACAGAAACGUUAGUGGUAGUGGGGGGGGAAUUUCGAACAGUCAUCGAUCUGUGCCUAACUCCUCCACCCACAGCUGGCCUUCCAAGUCGUCAUCCUCGGUUCGGAAACAAGUCGCUUCACAGCCUUUGCCUCCAAAGGACGGGGGCCAUAGUGGUACUGAGAAAAAGGAGAAGGCAGCAGAUUUGGGGCACUCCCAAAAUCAGAACGCCAACGUGCAGCUCCCCUCAACUCCCAUGGCACCUCCUUCAGCAUCCCAGCUACCCUCCGAGAACGGGGGCCUGGGAUCCCCUGUGUUGUCCGCGAACGUUCUGCCCAAUUCUGCAGCACCUGCCGGUGUGCCUCAAGCGAUCUCCGGUCCGGAUGCCCGCAGCUUCCCUCCCCGUGGAUUUGAGCGCCCCCCUAGGCGUCGCAGGCACGGCCGCUCGCAGCAUCAACAAGAUAAACCCCCACGGUUUCGUCGUUUGAAACAGGAACGGGAGAACGCAGCUCGAAUCAACGGAGGAACCAACAUAAUCGGAGGGGGCAUACCCACACAGAGGCCAGCAUCACCUUCCCAGGUAGCUUUGCAUGAAGUGGACAGCACUUCCAAUGCAGCCUCGACGGCCACUCCCAGUGCAAACCACAACAUGGCAGCAAGUACCACCACCACCAACAACAACAACAGCAGUCACCAAGUGGGAACCAACUCAAAUUUAAACACCCACCAUCAUCACCAUCACUACCCCCCUGCCAUAGCCCCCCAACACCACCAUAACCACAAUCCACCAGGGGGCGCCAAGUCCCCCGACAUCUCCAAUCAGAAUUCUGAUCAGGCCAAUGAGGAGUGGGAGACUGCCUCCGAGAGCAGCGACUUCAAUGAGUUCCGGGAGAGAGAGGGUGGGAACGCAGGCGGAGUCGCAAGGUCCUACUCCUCACACCACCAUCACCACCUGCUGGGAAGAGGAGGCGGCAGUGGUGGAGGAGGCGUGGAGCGAGAGAUCACUGCGAAAGAAUCUGCCGCAAACAAGAGAAGCUUCUCCAGCCAGCGACCUGGGAUGGAGCGGCAGAACCGUAGAGUGAAUGCGGGUGGAGGAGGAAGGGGUCCUCGGGGACCGUCAGGUGGUGGCGGCGGCGGCGGCCCUGGCAGCGGAAGUGGUAACCGUAGUGACAGGCGUGGAAACUGGCCUUCCCCCAAAAAUAGGAAGUGAGAUUAAAAGUUUUGAAGCAUUUCAGAUUGCUCCCCUUUUUGUACCCCAGUGUUUUGUCCAAUCUCCUCUCAUCAUCCCCAAUUCUCCCACAUAACAGCUCAUUACUGUAUAUUGCAUUGAUACAAGAGACGGUGUCUACACCCUCACUCUGGCUCUCCUCGGUACAUCUCCGUUUCUUAGCUGUUGUCACCUGUCAUCUCUGUACGUCCCCCCCCCCCCCCCCCCCCCCCACGUACCACAUGCUGUCCAGUCAGCUCCUUCUAUCUUAUUUGAUUUACCUGCCGAAUUAAAAUGCUGACUGAAACAACCUUUCUUUUUAUAUACAAGCACAAUAGAAGAGCAGGUAAACCUCAGCUUGUCUGCUGUUAUCUGCAGCUUGUUGGAUGUAUCGGCAUGAAAGGGGUUUGACGCAGAUAGGCAGAAUGUUUAUAUUUAUGUGUCUGUAUAUUUAUACCACAAAUACCGCUGGGGAGUUACUUGGUUGGGAUGUUCAAUGUAUUUACUUCUGGAGGGGGGGUUGCUUAUUUUACCAAGGACAGUUGUGAUAGCAUUUUCACCCCCCCCCCCCACACUUUUUGCAUAUCAGCCACCCUCUCUUAAAAUGUUUGUGUUUCCGAUCUUUUUUUCCUACCCAACAAAGCAGAUAAUUAUUUUUUACACUACCCUCUUAAUUUUCUGACCAGUUCUUGAAGAGUACUCUCUCCCAACCCUUCACUCCUGACAACACGCUCUGAUUUGAUCUUCGUCAGUGUUUUGCAGCUUGUUCAAAUUCAGGCCAGUGUUAUUUUGACCUGCUUUAUUCAAAUAUUGUUGCCCCUUGGUUGCAUUUGUCUGAUUUCAUAGCUCAGCUCUUGAACUUGUUAAACACGCAGUAGUUUGACUGCACUACAAAAAAAAAGAAUUUUCUUAAAAGAAAAAGUCAUGACUACUUUUCAAGAUUAGUUUCCUUAUAGUUAAUUUUAACUGCUUCUUUUUAAAUAUCUGGCCACCACUUUACCGAAAUGUUUUCUCAUCCUUUGUGUCAAGACUUUUAAAAUAAUCUGGCAGGAAAUGGGAGUCUUUUUCUUAGGAGUAAAGAAAAGCUAGUAUUGUAUGUUUCUAAGCAUAAUAAUCCAUGUGAAUGUUUUCUUUGAAGAAAAUUUUUUGCUUUGUAGAGUAGGACAGUCUGCUGUAAGCACUCCUGUAGUGAUGGGAACUUUUGGUUUUAUUUUUAAAUCUGCCUGGAGGUCUGCAUUGAGCAAGAUUACUUUUUGCAGUGUCUCAUUCUGGCCCCUUAAAGGCAAAAUGGGCUGAUUGACUGAAUAUUGUACUGUUACUAAUAUAUGUAUGUGUACACAUCUGUAUGUGCGUAUGAUUGUGUAUAUAUACAUGAUAUACACACUCUGCAGUGGACAGAAGUUAGUGAAAAUUUGUGUGUGCUGAAGACAUUCUGCUCGUAUACCAUUUGCUGAGCGGUUGUGGGAAGUAAGGGGCUUUGCAAAGCAGAUAUAAAACCACUGUAGCCAAUCUAUAAGAGCAACAGUAUGUUGUCGUCUUUCUGAACUACCGGCAGUCAUGGUGAAGUUAUACAUUAUCUAUUUACAACAGAUUUUUCCAAACAAAUCUCUGAAUAGGAGCAGCUUCUUUGAAUGCCCCCAACGGAAAGGCAAUGUUACAAGAACUAUUGUACAUCUUAUGGGCACACAAACACACCACCUUGCACACAAUAAGUAUCCAUUUGCACAAUUUGUUUUCUUCUUAAGUGCAUCUGUUCCCACAGCUCUAGGUUGGGGUUUUGUGUUCUGCAGGGAAAUGGCAUGUUUGUGACGCAUGGAUGCAUAUGAAUGUGUUUUGCGUUCCCUAUUGUGUCUGUGAUGUUUUUGGGGGGCUUGUUGAGGGGCAUUUGACUGUUUUCACCUGUAUCUCUCUACAUGCUUUUCGCAAAAUGUGUAAGGAGAAUGUGAACAGUUUCAUCAUUACUUUUCUUAUAUGCAUUCAUGUAUAUACAUUCAGGUGUGUGUAUGUGUAUAUUCAGAUGAACAUUUUCAUCAGUUACCUGGCCUGAACUUGUAGAUCAACUGGCGCUUAAAAUGAGAAUUCUUAAACGAAGAUGAUCGGAGUGGGUUAUGUUCCUGUUGCGCUGAGACUAUUUCCGACAAAACAUGACAUGGGGAUGUUCCCAGGCCUGGUUUUUCCAUGGAUAACUGGUCACUGCAGGCAUUACCCAUUUCCAUUCUGCAGUUGUAGCAAACGCGCUGCAACUCGGCCCCGAAUCCUUCAACCUCCAUAACCUUCCAGGUCCUUGUUUGACAUGCUCAUAUUGUAUGUGCCGUAAUUAAAGUAGAUUUUCCUCUUUGAGAUGCACAAAGCUUGUACCAUAUUUCCAGCGUUACUAAAGUUUCUGGAGUGGUUUAACAUGGUUUGUUAAUGGAGCCGUAAUAUACACACCUCUGUAUAUUGGUAUGUAUCUAAGUUCAGCUACCCCAGCUUACAUUCCCACAAACAAAAUGUUGCCAUUUUUAAGUUCAAGGGAGCAAUGUACACGCAGAGAAGUGUCUUAUAAUAAACAUUAUACAGAUGAGGAAAAAUAAAUUUUUGUUUUAAUGGAAA